AUGGUGGUCAAUAAAGGGUCUCUAUUUUCUUCCAUCUUUACCUUCGUUUCUCACUCUCCCAAAUUAUAUCCCACUUUUGUUUUAAUUCCUUUCUGCUUCUUGCUUCCAUUUUUUUUUCUUCUCGUGUCUUCAUUUCCCUCUCUCAGUUUCUAUAUCCGUCUCUCUCUUUCUCUCUCAAUUUCCAUAUUUAUUUCUCCCUCUUUACAUACUGUCUCCAUUCUCAUCUUCUCAUUUAAUUUCUCUUCCGCUCUCUUUUCACUCUCUUUAUAUUUUUACUCACCCUCUUUCUAUCUCCUCUUUAUUUUCCUAAAGGUCUCCCCAUAUAUCACUUCCGGUUUAACACUCGUUCAAUUUUUCUCUUCCCUUGUCUUUAUUUCCCUCUUUCAGUUUCUAUGUCCAUCUCUCUUUUUCUCUCUCAAAUUCUAUAUUCGUCUCUCCCUCUUUACACUUUUCCCCGCUCUCGCCUUUUCAUUUAAUUUUCCCUCCCACUCUCUUUUCAAUCCCUCUCUAUUUUUUAUUCACCCUCUUUCCAUCACUUUAUUUUCCUAA
Messenger RNA from Acanthosepion pharaonis, 549 nucleotides. The record is from the annotation of a GenBank genome assembly. NCBI's taxonomy places the organism in Eukaryota, Metazoa, Mollusca, Cephalopoda, Sepiida, Sepiidae.